UGCCCUUCGAUCAAGCAAGUGCCUCAUAAUGCAUAGUGCGAAUAUUGCUAUCCUGAGCAGUGCUGGGAAAGUUUGGGCUCUUAAAACAGCAUAACAAAAUAGAACUGGACAAAGUUUUACUGUACUUUUCAUUUUUUGCCCUCAAUGGUGGCGCUCAGGCCCUCAAAUGUAUUCUUUUUAUUUACAACAUUUUUACCCUGCCUUUCUCACCCGAAGGGAUUUUUGGAAUACAGUUGUUUAGAAUUUUCCAAUUUGCAACAGAACUCAAAUGUUAAAUGGGUCAGGAAACCCCAUUUAACAAGUUAGGGAAACUUUACAGUCAUGUUCAGGCCUUUUGGCUUCUCUUGUAUUUUAUGGAAACAAAUUCCCAUUCCCUGUUCUUUCCCCUCCCCUCCAAGUUAUGGUUAAACCAUGUUACUUGCUGUUUGAAGCCUUAAUUGCUUGCAAGAUGGGUAAUGGCACAAUUAGCUUAGAUGUGUUUACCUCCCCAUCCCACUUUUUAACUUACUAAACAAAGCAAUUCAGUCAGUACUAUAUAGUACUAUGUAAAAAUUUGGGGGGAAAAAGUCUUCUUUUGGACCCCCCCCCCCCCGCCCCCAUUUUUCUUUUUUAAAGUAAAAAAUGAACUUUUAGUUUCGAGGGGCAAACUUGAUUUGGGCCAUUGGUACUCAGAGCUCUUUUAAGCACAUCCUAAAUGUUUCCACCAUGAGCUUCAGCAUGUUCUUGUUUGAUAGAGUGUUCCAUUGUUUCCUUUCAUGUGUCAAAAUGCUUCAGAAACCAUAUCUAGCUUAUGUUUAGAGAAAUGCUUCCUCCUCAAAAUUACUAUGAAAUUGAGCCAAGGAGCUAGCUGAAGGGAUGUCUUUUGCUUUGCUAGCAUAUUUCUUAUACAGUCCCUUAGUUUGAAAGUACAGGGCUUAAGUCUAGGAUAGGAACUUUACAGCACUGCUCAAUGCUGAUGUAUUGAUACUUUUACCUUGUGUGAAAUAUGUGGAUUUACCUGUGGGUUAGGGAAAAAUGAUCCUUAGAUACAAAAUGCUUCAGGAACAAAGCAUCCUAUGCAGUUUGCAUGUCAAAGUUGAUUCAGUCAAAAAAGAGCAAUGAUUAUAAAAUCUUUAUAAAACUAUUAAGAACUAAAAUCCACACAUUUCACUGUAGGUUUUAUUUCAUAUUGAAACCAUUUUCAAGAAUUUGCAGGACAUGAUAAGGAGAAUUACUUGUCUGUUAUUCCUGGGCCUCAGUUGUCUGAUGGUCAAUCCACUUCCUUACAAAAUCUGAACAAAGCAUAGUUCACGCUAAAGGAAUCAGGAGAAAAUUAGCUGUAUGAGCAAGAACUUGAAUUAUAUUACUUGAGUAUAAUAUACUUUAGACUUCAGAAUAAUAUUAAUUAAAUACCUCUUUUUCAGUUUACAUAAAGUUUAAAACCCUUCCCUGUAAAGAAUUCAUUCAGAUUGCCCCAGUUUACAUGUGAUUACAUUAUUUCUGAAUAUUAAUAUCUUCUUUAAUAUUUUCAUAAUCAUCCUUGGCCUUAGAAAUAUGUCUUAAAAUGGAAAAACCUUCUAGUGUUUUGGAGGAUACAUUGUUGGCAUUAAGUCUAGACAUGUAAAAUCCAGCUCAGAUAUUUUCUGCAGAAACCGACCAUGUUGACCUAAAGGCUGACUCAAACAUGGCAGCUCCUGUAUGCAGCAAAUCAUAACCAGUAAAGCAAUAGCUCUUCUUGUUUUUCAGUCAGUUUUGGGGGAAUCUUCCAAGCUAAAGGAGUUGCUUAUGGGUGAAAUCUCCAUCAGCCACAUUGCCAGGCAUCUGAGAGGGCAAGGUGACCUUGAGUGAUGCAGAGCUGUGAGAGCCCACUCCUUUAUAUCCUAAAACCAAAUAUUUUCAUUGUUUUUCAUACACCUCUGGCCUCUUAUUAUUUUUUAUUAUCCUUUCAGAAAAAGAAGUCAAGUGUGUUGUAUUUGACAAUCUUUUUAAAAAUCUGAAUGCAUUUAUUUCAUGAAGCACUGAGGUGGUGCUCUGUGUUUUGGCUCCAUGGAAGCUGCCCUCCCAGUUAAGCUCUCUGACGUAUGUCUCUCUCCUGGUGCCAGUGAGUAGAUUAAGAGGUGAGGGCUGGGGAAAAUAGUUUCCUUAUUUAAGGCUUAACUUCAUUUGUUCAUCACUUCCCUGGCCACAGGGUGACACAGUAUCUGGCUGCAAAUCAGAUCGCCCCAGGUUUUUCUCUCAGAGCUUUGAUCUGAGGUUCCGAGACAUAUAAACAGAUUAUAUAAAGAUGUGUUGCAGUUAACUUCAGGUUUUUGGAGGAAUGGGAUUGGCUGGUCUCAGCUACGAGGGCCCAAAGGAACAGACUGCGAGUUCUGCUGCGACUAUUUGUUUCCCAUUUACAAAGUUGUUUAAACUGUUUUAAAACUGAAGCUUGGUAACUGUCUUUCAAGAGCACAUUUGAUUAUUUUGACACAGAAGUGGGUGUUUCAUAUUCAUGAGUCAAACCCUGGAGGAAUUCCUUCAUAAUCCCAACCAACUAGCAACCCUGAAUGUUCAGAUCAUCCUCCAUUUCUCUCUGGAUCUCUUUGCUUUGUAGAGGUGGCUUAGAGAAAAGAGAAGCAGAGCUGUGCAAACAAAGCAGGUACCUAAAAUCUUUCUGGCUUUUCUUGAGGUCUAGCUCUUCACAAAGCAAUACAGACAACAGUGAAAUAUAUGGGCACAUCAAAUCUAAUAUAUAUAGAGGAAUAGAGCCAUUGGGAAGGAUCUUAGCAAGGGUGAGGACAGGGCAACCCUCCAGUUGUGAUGGAAUGGUAUCCCUCAGCUUUCCUGGCUCCUGGCCUGUGCAGGCCACAGUGACUGAGAAUUGUCAUUGCACAGCACCAGGAGGGCUGUGCAGUUCCUUCCCCUGUUACAGAGCAACCAUUGUGCUCCUGUGGGUUCUGCGGUUUCACUCCAAGCAUGACAUUAGUUCAGAUAGAGUGCAUUUUAGUUUUCAUUUUUGACAUAGAGUCUGAGUUGAUAGCAAGAUUUUUUGUCCUGUUUGGUUGGCAUGUCUUCGUAAAGCUCCCUAAAGUAUUCUGACAAAAAAUAACAGCCUGUAGGGGGUAAGUUAGCAACAGUGGAAUCAUAGUCUUUUGUUAUUGUUGUUGUUACUUUUUUGCCAUUCUUAAUAGCAGUGGAUUGGCAUGUCUAUUGUGGGUUAUUUUUAUGAGGGCUGGAAUUUGUUCCUUUUCUUUGGAUGUCAAUGUAAAAUUUCAGGCACAGAGUACACUUUUGCCUAUCCAAAGUUAGAAGGGGAUUCUGGUAACUUUUCCAGAGUGAAUACCUUGAUAACUUAGUCUCACAGUGGCAUGCAGAGGGAGGUGUGGAAUAAUUCAAUGUUUAUAGGUUGUUUGAGGGAAUGUUUCCUUACCCACAUGAACGGAGUUUGACUUUACUCAUUGACUUCAUGCAUUGAAGUAGAAAUAUUUUCUGCCACUAAAUUCAGUGGAAGUAAACCCGCAGUGUGCCAGAGCCUGAUGUCUAUUGUCCAGUUACAACCAUUUCUGUUCCCCUUUUUUGGCUAGCAGAGGUGCUUUAAAAUUCUCAGUAAACUCCCAUACCAAGCACAGAUACAAUGUGGGAUCUGUUCUUUUCAGCACAUUUGUUACCUUUUGAAAGACCAGCCAAGAAACUAACUUUGUGUGCCUGCUUUGGGGUUUGUGGUCACAAAGGGAAUAAGGGUGAGGGCCUUGCAUUCAGGCUUGCUGGUUGGUUGUUCUGGUGGUCAGUUUUGGAUGUCAGGCCUCCUGGCUUGAACUGGUGAACAUGAACCACUCAGCAAAAAUUCCAGGUAAGAAAUAACCACUUGUGCAUCUGAGAACAUGAGUAUUAUAAUAAUUUUUCUAACUGUCAGUGGAGACUGAAUUUUGUCUUUAUUCUGUUAAUUGUUUUGGCAUGAGAAUGUAAGGGGUUUUUAAAAAAUUGUUUGGGGGUUAAUGUUAAGUAACCAAGCUACUUUGAACCUUUAAAGUAAGUUGGAUUGCUUGAUGAUAUUUGCUGGGAUGCUAGUUGUUUUCUCUAUUAAUACACUUAACUUGCAUUCUAGCUCCGCCAUUCAGAGACAGGCAUCGUGUGGUGGGUUGUGUGACAGUGUCUGUCAAUAGUGAAGACAAAUAGUACCAGAGACACUUAACCCAUCCAAUCUCACCCAGGGUGUAGGUCGGUCUUGUUUUCAGACUUUUUCAUAAGUCUAUUUCCUUUCUUUGUUUUUGUUUUGUUGAUAAAUAAAUAGUGGAUUGACUGAAGUUAAACUCUAAUAAAGUUUUUGACUUGACAUCAUUAAGUAAAGCUGAAGAAAAGUAGAAAGCUCACAAUUGAGAUAGAAGGUGUCAGAAGCAGGUUUGCAGCCACUUUGUACGUCUUGAUCCAUACUUCUGCCUUUGACUCCACAAAGGUUCACUUCCUCCUGACAGUACACUCCGGAACGAUGCCUCUGUGCUCAGUAGUCCUUGAUAAUAAACCUACAGAAAGACUUGGGCUGUACUGGAAGCUGAGAGCAAAAUGGGCCAGGCUCAGACGUGUGUUGUUGCAGAACAAGUGGCAGACAGCAUGGCAAGUGUGCUAGGCUCUGGGAAGCAGCGAUUUCUGCCUUCAGCCAUAGUAUACGUAAAGUGGACAAGACAUUUGGGAAAACUUGACCUGUGAUCUCUUAGCUCUCCCCUGGGAGAUCGGGGGCCUUCUCUGCUGCUCUGUUACUUUCUGAUUAUUAGUCAGAUGCUUUGUUCCCAUAUGAAAAACCCUUUGGCCCUUAAAGGGUUCCACCAAGAGACUUCCAGAAAUACCUAUGGGCCUCCUAGAGAAAGAUGCCUUCAUUUAAGCUCUGCCUAAAGAUAGCAAAUCCCUUUGUGGCUGGCACUGAGCUGAUGAAGGACAAAGAGUUUUAAAGCGCUUAAGAUCUUUCACCCUUUCCUGGUUCUAGAAAGUUAGCACUGAGCUACUCACUCAAGCUGCAGCUCCUCGCCUCUUGGUUCUUCUGCAGAGGAGAGGCUUUUAAAAGCUCUGCUUCACUGCCAUAAAAAUGAAAUGAGCCGAUGUUAAAGGCUGCUAGUGGCCGGGAGGCAGUGAGUGUGUGCACACAUGAGCAAGGGUCAUCGCCAGCUGAGAUAAACCCAAACUGUGUCAGAGAUCGGGGUUGGCCUUUGCCUAGCUGUUGUCUUCACUGAAACAGAACUGAAGGAGACAAAUGCUUUGGACAGUGCCAGUGUCCUGUGUGUUCCUGAACUCCGUACUUUAUUUCAAUUUGGAAUCCUGGUGAUGUGGGAGCCCAAAAGACUUCUAGCUUCCAGUGUGUUCUCUCAUUGGAAUGAGUUGACUUUUGUACAGUGUAUUGUGGUUCUUAUCACCAUGCCCCUGAAGACUGUUAUAAAACAUACCUGGCAUGUGAUUGUAAUUCUGAAAUGGCUUUUAAGAUGUAACUGAUUCUUGUCAGUCUGUAUUCUUGUAUUUAAAAAAAUACAGUAAAAACCAUACAUCCCUCCCCCAGCCUUGAGUUUGUGCUUAUUGGGCCGUGUCUCUUGAGUUCUAGAGAAUAAUUUCUGUCCUUGGAAGAAUUAAGGAGAUGCUUAAAGCGGGAGCUUUGUAGCUUAAGGUUCUGAGUGGGAUGUGCAUCCUUUUGGUGACCACCUUCUUAGCUUGAGCCCAUUUUCUCUCAUUUGGGGCAGGGCUUCUCUUCUGUGGCUGGCAGUUUGGCCUGUCCUGAGCAGAUGACAGUUGGUGAAGCACUUUUAUUCAUUAGUUUCUUCAAGACAGCUUCCAUUCAAUAAUUUCCCAUUCCGUUUGAAGCACUAAAGCUCACAUUGCUUCAAACUAUGUUUAUAGUGUGUGAAAAGUCAGUGUUUAGUGCAGUAAGGCAUUGAACAUUUGCUGCCUCUUAUUCCCCUUCAGAAGUAGGAAGUCUUCCUCCAGACUUCAACCUCUGCAACAGGAGGCCGGCCCCAGCUUACAUACAGUUAAUCUCCCUGUUUGGUCAUAGAAUUGGUUCUUCUUAACAGGCAUGACUAAAAUCACUUAUGCUUUUUAAGCUUUGGAAAGCUUAAAGGCAUUGUUUAACUUGCCCUGCUCUCCCUCCCUUGCAACUUGCAUGGCUCAAGCACAGGGCUGGCAAGAGAAAAGCAGGGAACCGGUGGCCUCCAGGAAAGCAUAUUCCCUUCUAAUGAUCUGUAAAGCAGUAUGGAUUGGAAGGAACCUCCUUUGGGAGAGGUUGUCAUUAGCAACAUGUGCUUCCACUAUUGGACUUUAUGAUAAUAUAUAGAAAUCAUUGGUUUUCUUUUCACCUGAAAGUAUAAAAACGUCCCAGCUUGGGCUAGAAUGGAAACACUAAAUUUUUCCAUUUUAGAGAGGCACUGAUGUUUUAUUUCCAGACCUGGCCUUUUUAAAUCCACAUUCUGCACUGAACAAAACACAAACAUAUUGCAUCCCUUCCUUUCUUUGCCUGUCCUUGGUGUGAUCAUCUUUCCCUUGAGCAGAAAUCCAAAGAUGGUCCCCUUCUGCAUGAAGUUUCCUUUGGGGAGGGUUUAUUGGGGUCAUGGGAGGAGAGGGCAGCCGCCUUCCUACCUGCAUGCCUUUCCACGGCAUAUGCCAAGCACUGAAUGUAUGGGAGCUGCAUACUUGCAUUUUCAGGUGUUUGAAAACUCAAUAGAAACCAGCACUGUUUUAACAAAACUCAGGUUCGACACACAUCCGAUAGCAAUGUGUUCUAAUUCAAAGUGGCUGCAAAUCAGCAACUCUAGUUAUUGAAAUAAACAAAUUUUACUUUCUAAGGAAAGCAUUGCAUUUAAUGCAUGAUACAAAGAAUUUGAAAAAAUGUUUUUUUUUAUAAUUAAGAUGCAAUUCUGAGUGACUGAAUCUUCCGAUUUCAGACACUAAUUUUGCCAAGAAGCAAGCUGAAAAAAUGAAACUGGUAUCAGUCAAUGGCUCCAGAAGGAAGUGGGUUGAUCCAAAGGAGGGGCACAUGAUAAUUUUUUUCUUCUGAGACACCAAAUACAAGAUCUGUCAGUUUUUCUCUUAGUCCAUAUUUAUUGCACUUCUUAAUGCAAUGCCAACAUUUUCAGUUAAAAUGUGGGUAUUUUGUAGAUUAAGAUAAGCAUAUGUUCAGUACAAUUCAGGCAAAACAAAAUGCCCCCAGGGAUCUGAAAUGAUUGAAACAAUUGCAUUCCUACACAGGGCUGAUUCUACUUCAUUUCUGUCCAUCAAGCCUUCACCUUUGUAUUGUUAACUUAAGAGAUAACCUCUCCUUUACUCUGUCUGUUUAGGGAGCUACUUGUUCUCUUAUGAUGUGGAACUGUUGGCUGCCUUGGUUUAAGCUGUACUAGUCUUAUGAGGCCUGAUUCCGAGGCACAAAACUCAGCAUAUUUCCUUUGACCUCUGGAGAGUGCUUUGGAGGCUUCCUGAGUCAUUCAUCAUGUUAUAUUGAAGAACUCUUCCUGACUGCUCUCCUGACUAUUAUAGUCUCUAAGAGAUCUCUAAAUAUUAGAUGGCCUGCUGUCCUUUCUGGCAGAAUUAUUUUGCCAUUGGGAUUCAGCGCUUCAGUCCAGUUGAGAAACAGGGCUCUGACUCUGUCGCCAACUCCUCUGGAGUCUCAAAAGUCUUCCCUUUCUAGGGUCUCUCCCUAAUCCACUUUAAGGAGGGAUGACUAGUUCUGCCUCUGCAGUCUUCUUGCCUUUCUUAGUAUGCUGUGACUUAGCUUAUUUACUUUUGAAAAGCCACAGAUGUCGAUUGAUACCAGUUCCAUUUUGUUGCCAUUUAUUUUUUAUAUUUCAUUUCUCAUUUUACAAUGGAUAUCUGGAAUAAUAAAGCAGCUCUCUUCUCAUUUAUUUUCUCGUAUUUUUAUUCCAGGAUUUGCCUCUGAAGCAGGGAGUGUCUGCAUUAAAAAUGACCUGUAGUUCUCUGCUUCAUAGAUGCUUCUUCAGCUCCCUCCUCUUCCUCCAUGGGCGGUGCUUGCAGCUCCUUUGCCACCACCUCUUCCAGCCCCACCAUUUACUCUACCUCAGUCACUGACAGCAAAGCUAUGCAAGUGGAGAGCUGCUCCUCAGCCAUGGGGGUAAGUAACCGAGGGGUAAGUGACCAGCCGUUAACCCAUAACGCAGCCCAGCCGCCGCAGCCACAAGCUCAGCCCACCCCGAAGCGGCACACAGUCCUGUGCAUCUCACCACCGCCAGAGGACCUGCUGGAUACCAGCCGGAUGUCCUGCCAGGAAGAAGGUUGCGGCCUAGAGUCCGAGCACAGCUGCAGCAUAUGGGUGGAGGACUCCCCCUCCAACUUCAGUAAUAUGAGCACCAGCUCCUACAACGAUAACACCGAGGUGCCGCGCAAAUCGCGGAAGCGCAACCCCAAACAAAGGCCGGGCAUCAAGCGGCGGGAUUGCGAGGAGUCGACCAUGGACAUCUUUGACGCCGACAGCGCCAAGGCGCCCCAUUAUGUCCUUUCGCAGCUCAGCACCGACAGCAAGAGCAACGUGAAAGCGGGAAAUGGGACACCUGAAACCCCCAAAACCGCAAGUGGGAAGAAGAGUCCGAUGCUGUGUGGCCAGUAUCCCAGCAAACAGGAAGGCAAGGAGCUGAAGAUCGUGGUGCAGCCGGAGACGCAGCACAGGGCGCGCUACCUGACAGAAGGCAGCCGGGGCUCUGUGAAGGAUCGGACGCAGCAGGGCUUCCCCACCGUCAAGCUGGAAGGCCACAAUGAGCCUGUGACGCUCCAGGUGUUUGUGGGGAACGACUCUGGCCGGGUGAAGCCGCACGGGUUCUAUCAGGCCUGCAGGGUUACUGGGCGGAACACCACGCCCUGUAAAGAGGUGGACAUCGAGGGCACCACUGUCAUCGAGGUGGGCCUGGACCCGGGCAACAACAUGACCCUGGCGGUAGACUGUGUGGGAAUCCUGAAGCUGAGGAAUGCGGAUGUUGAAGCCCGCAUAGGCAUUGCUGGGUCCAAGAAGAAAAGCACUCGAGCCCGGCUGGUCUUCCGCGUGAACGUCCCUCGGAAAGAUGGCUCCACACUCACCCUACAGACGCCCUCCUCGCCAAUUCUGUGCACUCAGCCAGCGGGGAUACCAGAGAUCCUAAAGAAGAGCCUGCACAGCUGUUCCGUGAAGGGAGAAGAGGAAGUCUUUCUGAUUGGCAAGAACUUCUUGAAGGGAACCAAAGUCAUCUUCCAAGAGAACACAUCUGAUGACAGCUCUUGGAAAGCAGAAGCGGAAAUCGACAUGGAACUAUUUCAUCAGAACCAUCUGAUUGUGAAAGCACCCCCAUAUCAUGACCAGAAGAUAACAUCUCCUGUCUCUGUGGGGAUCUACGUGGUGACCAACGCUGGACGAUCCCAUGACAUACAGCCAUUCACUUACACUCCGGACACAUCCAGUACUCUGAAUGUGAACGUGAAACAGGAAAUAUCUAGCCCGACCCAGCCUUGCUCUUUUGAUGAUGCAAUCAAAGUGAAUCCCGGGGGCUGCAAUCGGGACAAGGUCAGUCUCCUCCCAAGUGCCUUGAUAACUCCACUCAGGCCCAGCAACAAUGUCAAGAACGAAGAGGCUGCUCCCAUGGAGCUUACACCUGAAAAAAGAUCUCCUCCUGUCUUUAAGGCGGCCAGUGCAGCUGGUCCCUCCCAAACACCGCUAGAGGCCAGCAUGUCCAGCAUCCUGGGGAAUGGCUCAUUCCCCUCUUCGGCACCUCACUUGGCUCCCGAAAGUGAAAAACAGCCCCUGCCGCCUAAGGGCUACCCUCCAGAGGUUCUGCCCACCCUCCACGCGCAGGACAUAGCCCCUCCGGGUGGCUUCACAGAUUCUGCUAGCAGCCAGCUGCAGAGCAGCGACUCCCUGUUGCAGCAGGCAGCCUCCAGCUUUCCCCCAAGAGACGGCCAAGGGACCCGGGAGGUGCUCCAGUCGGACGGGACAGUGGUGACCCUGACCCAGCUGACAGAUGCCCCCCAGCAGCAGCAGCAGCAGCAGUCCUCGCUCCAAGACUCGGGCCAAGCGCUGCAGCAGCAGAUCUCCUCCAGUCUCUUCUCCUCAGCUGGCGGAGUGAGCCAGCUGCAGAGCACCAUCCAGCAGCUGCAGGCUGGGGCCUUUCCGUCCAGUGGUGCCAGCAGCAACAGCAGGAACGUCGACCUCGUCCAGCAGGUCCUGGAGGCCCAGCAGCAACUGUCGUCUGUCUUGUUUUCGGGGUCCGACAAUGAGGACGUUCAAGAGCAGCUCAACGCAGAGAUUUUCCAGCAGGUCAACCAGAUACAGAAUGGUGUGGGCCAGGGGAUGUUUUCUUCUCCAGACGGGGUCCACUCGAGGGCUGAAGGCCUGCUUUCCAGCAGAACAGAGAGUGUCCAUCCACAGACGGAGGGCUCUUUGUCCAGCCAGCAGCAGCAGCAGCAAGCCAUGGAGACCUCUGCAGCUGCCGCCGCCGCCAUGGUUAUGGAGAUCCAGCAAGGCCUGUGCCAGGCAGCCAGCCAGAUGCAGGCUGACCUCUUUGCCUCAUCUUCGUCAGGCAGCGGAAACAUCCAGCCGUCCCCCGUGUACCAGCAGGCUUCCCACAUGAUGGGCAGCCUCUCGGCGAGUGAAGACAUGCAGAUGCAGUGUGAGAUGUUCUCUCCCUCCAACGUUUCUGGCAGUGAAGGGGCAACGCCAAACCAACAGCAGCAGCAACAGCAACAACAGCAGCAGCAAGUAACUGCUAAUGGCUCUGCCCUUUUCCAGCCCCCUGGCUCUGCUGAAAGUGGAGAGGCCUCAAAUCAGACCAAGCAGAUGCGGAGUGACGUCUUUCAGGCCAUGGUACAGAUGCAGCACAGUGGGGAGGGCCAGGCUCCGCAGGUCAGCCUCUUCUCUACCUCGGAGAACAUGAUGCAGGGCGGUGGAGUGCCACAGCCGACCCAACAGCAGCCUCCACAGGCACCACAGAGCAGGGGCCUCUUCCAGCCGAGCGGGGAGAUGAUGUCCCUCCAGCCAAGCCCCUUCUUGCAGCAGACGUCCCACUCGCAGGCUCCACUCUUCCACUCCCAGAGCCCCCUCGGGGAUGGCCAGAGCAUCACCCAGGAGAAUCCGAGCUCCCUCUUCAGCAGCCAGAGCACUGCUGCCUCCUCCUCUGCCUCCUCGGAGCAGAUGUCAAGCGCCAUGUUCCACUCUCAGGCCUCCAUGGCGGUGGUCCAGGAGCAGCAGCAGCAACAGCCUGGCGGCAUGUUUCUUUCCCCGAACCCCAUGGGUGGCUCCGUUACACAGGAGGAGCCCAUGCAGUUCUUCACAAGCCAGAACUCUCUCUCAGCCAGCCCUGAACAGCCGCCAUCAUCAUUCCAGCAACAGCAGCAGCAACAACAGCUUUCCCACUUGCAGGGCUCCCAGCCCCCCCAGCAAGGCAUGUUCCAGUCUCAGCUGCCUCUGGGAGCCCUCCCUCCCUCUGCAGUGCCCUCAAACCAACAGGAAGCCCUGUUCCAGUCCUCGCACUCGAUGGUGGCCCUUCAGAACAGCUCCUCUACGCCAGAGCAGACACAGCAGCCAACCCUGCACUACAGCAGCCAGGGGACUCUGGGCCCCAUGACUUCAUUGGCUAGCCAGGAGCAGCCCCCGCCGCCACAGGGCCAGCCCCUCUUCCACUCACAGAGCACCAUGGCGGCCAUGAACCAGGAGCCACAGCAGCCCAUGCAGUUCCAGAGCCCCAGCCCCAGUGGAUCCCAAGCCGAGGCCUCCCCACAGCAGCCACCACCGCCUCCCACCUUGUUCCACAACUCUCCACAGCUGCAGAUGGUGCAGGGUUCCCCGGGCUCACAGGAGCAGCCGCUCACCCUCUUCAUCUCCUCCUCCUCCAUGUCGGCUUUGCAGAACAGCAUCAGCCAGCAAGAAAUGCAGCAGGCCUCACUCUAUUCCGGCCUCCAGAGCACCUCUUCACCCCCACAAGAGCAGCGCCAGCAGCACCAACAACAGCAGCAGCACCAACAACAGCAGCAGCAACAGGCCGCCUUGUUCCAUAAUGGAGGCGGUGCCAUUGGCCAACUGCAGAACUCCUCUGCUUCAUCUCAGCAGACCUCCGGGAUAUUCCUCUUUGGCAUCCAAGACAACUGUGGGCAGCUCCUCUCCUCUGGGUCGGGUGCCAUGUCAGAGCAGAUGAUCACAGAGGUGCAGCCUUCAGUCACGACGCUCCUGUCCCAGCAGAUGUCGGAGGGCUCCCAGUUGUCUCCUUCCCUGACCUCCAACCAGAAUAUGAAGAAGAUUGACGACCUGCUGGUGUCCUUGCAAAACCAGGGGAACAAUAACAUGGCCGGCUCCUUUUAACUGGCCAGAAAUCCUGUUAUGGACAGGCAGAUUUGAAGACUCCUUAAGCUCCCGUAACUCUGGAAUUUAGGCUGUUUGGACUCCAACUUCCUCUUUCAAAGGAUGGCCUGGAUCCAAGGGAAAGCUUCAUCCUUGCUGCAGAGAAGCAUCCCUUUGGAGCCUGGGUAGUGGCUGUUGGUCAAAAGAAAAGGGUGCCGGGGGAGUGGCGGAAGAGCAAUGGAGCCUUGUGUUGCUCCCCUCUCUGUCCCCUAAGUCCUCUUUCCAGUGAGGGAAGAGGUGAAGAUGGGUCGCAACUCUUCACCCUCCGCAACUCAUCUCUGGAUGCUGCAAAACAUCAUGACAUAAUAUCCAGGUUCUGAAAUCGUUUGGUUACAAAUGCGUGCUAGUCCCGUGAUUUGCAGCUGAAUAUUUAUGUGAUUUUUCUAUUGCAAACGGUUUCUUGAGGCAAUGUGAAUUAACACAAGUGUUCAGCCUGUCGUUGUGAAUUUCACCCGCUGUUCAGCGGAAGCUCCUGCUGAUUGAAUAGAAUGGGGAAAGCUGUGAAAUAACACUGGGAGGGGGAGGGGUCAGUGAAUGCCAUAUGGAACUUGAGAGCUUCCCUUGGCUUUGGGGUAUUGCCUUAACGGUUGAGGGGGGUGGGUGAAUCCACAAAUGUGACUUCAGCUUCUGGAAAGGUUUGGGAGUUAAAAUGGCAUAGUUUUUCAGAGGAGAGGGGCUUUCCUGUACUCUUGAAGGGAGGAUGUUUCCUCAGCACAGGAACUGAUCCCCUCCUUAGCUCCCAUUCCACUCCCUUGUCUCUUCUUAUAAAUAAGCUUUCUAGGAGGCCAGAGGGUCCUAUGGCCGGCGGGAGUCCAAGGCCCAUUAAAGUUGGGACCCAAACACCCCACAUUUGAGAGAGGGAGCCUGCAAAACUGGCAGGUCCAGAGUCCAUGAAGUGGCUGGGGACACACACGUGCCCUUUGCUGGUCACUGGCAGGAUGAAAUGGGAGGCGUCUGUAAAGCCAAACUGGUUUCCGCUUCCCACCCAGCCUCCUUGGAAGUCCAGGUGAGGCCUCCCACCCUCCAUGGGGCUGGCUCCACCCCCAUUCGACUCCAGCCCCCUCUUUUCAGGUGCUCUCCAGGGGGUGUUGCCCCCCUUCCGCCUCCCUCUCCUACCCAUCCAGCACUACUGCUGUUGUCAGUCUCACAACGGCUUCCUGCGUAGCUCCUUUUGGCCUUGGGGAUCGUGUUCGUUUUUCAGUCGGUGUCCGUUUCCGUUACUCUUGUGCAGCGGUUCUCUGGGUUUCCCUCUCCUUGUGUGUGUCCUUUGAGCUCCGUAGAGUCAUUUUUGGGUUCUUUUGGGAGGGUGGCUUUUGGUUCUCGUCCUGUUUAAUGUAAGUCUGACGUUUGCAGUCAGUAAUUUGUCCCGUCUGUCUGUCUGUCUGUCGAUCGAGUAACGUUUUCAGUAGUACAGGCUCUUUUGCCGAUAUGAAGGGAACUUUUUUCAGAAAGAGACCUGCUCUUGGGUCGUUUAAUUUUGAAUACUGUUUUCAAUCGUUCAAGUUUUGGAUGGUUUAUAUCUAAUCGUGUGUUUCAUUUUUUUGGAAAGCUCUAUUUUGUAUUUUAGGAAAACAAUAAACUAUUUUGCUACUUGUACUGAGUUGAGUACAUGGGCAUAAAUAUAAACUAUAUAAAUAUAUAUAUAUAUAUAUAUAUGCAUAUAUAUUCACACACAUAUAUUCUCUCUGCCACAGAUUUUUGUGGCGAAUGUGUGAGAUUUACCGUCUGUCCUCCCACAAAAUGGCGUCUAGUGAUUGAGGGCAAAGUGGGGGUCUUGUUUGUCGAGUCUUUGCGCCGUAUUUUUCAGUCCUUUUUGCAGCUGACUGAGUGGUAUCCAUCUCCGGCCCUUCUGUCAGGCAGCGUCCAUUUGGACCGCAGGCCAUGAGGGCAGCUUCCCUGCCAAAGGGGCAUCGCGACCUGGCGAAGAAACCCUCUGGCUCAGUCUUUUACUCACUGUUUGUUUUUAUUCUGUUUAUUUUGCUGGCUUUUUAAUUUAUAAUAACACUACAAAUCCAGAACAGGAGCAGGCAUCAUUUCUCUGUCCCAUAAUGUCUGCAUUGCUCCAGUAUUUUUUUUAACUUGACAAGGCAAUGUUGAAGGCGAGAAGCAGCCGAUACACAAAGGUCGCUUAUGGGCAAGGAAUGGGUCAAGGGAGGAGAGAUACAUCAGUGGCUUCCACGUUUGCUCAUGAGUAAAAAAGGAAGCCUUCCCACCCUGAAUUGUUUCCCCAACUAUUUCAGGGCCGUUUUCCGGGGGACAAGGAGAAGCCAAGGCCCAGGGACCAAUCCAUCCUUGGCUGAACCAGGCCUUGUGUCCAGAUCCAGCCAGCCGCCCCUUCUCCCCCAGUGAUCCAUUUCUUGUGCCCAUCGCGAAGGUUCCUGCUGCUGCAAAAUGGGGGAACAUUCGUGCUUCUUGGCCUAGUUUUUAAUUCCUUAACUUUUUUUCUCAUGUUGGUCCAUUUUAGGUCAAUAUUUAAAUGUGCAACCUUUUGAAUUGUGUAAUUUGGUUACAAAAAGAGUGUGUCUUUGGAACCGAGGUGCUGCUCGGUGGCUGCGGGAAAUGGAUGCUGUGUCUUUCCAAUUGGCAGAUUCUGCUGAAGGCGUGGAGGCAGAGGGGAGGGCAGGGGACUGCCAAGGCAGGGAGGCACAAAGGCACUUCUGCCCCAUCUCCAGGCCCUUUAUGGCAGAUGGGAGCCACGAGCCCUGGCCUGGCAAGCCCUCUCGCCUUUGGAGAGCUCAACCAUGGAGGAGGACGUUCUGUAGAAGGGUAGAAGCCACCAGGGCAGCAGCAGGCGCUUCUGAGGGAACCAUUAGGGUCAAGAGCACUUUCCGCUGAGAGAUGCUUCCUGACUUCCAUCCGUUUCCCCUCCAGGAUCAUUGGCCAUGUGCCUUCUUCCUGAAUCCGCCCUGGCCACAGGGGAGCCCUUGGGCUAUCUAUUCCAGCAUCCCUUGAGGGCCCAAGACGUUCCCCUCCAUGCCAAGAGAAGUCUUCUGUGCUGCCUUUCUAUUUACGAAGUUUCACCACAUAAAGCUAAUAACUUAGAAAAGGCACUGGCUGAACUGAAAGGUUACCAACAGUCUUGGCCCCAAGGAGAAGGCUUUCCAUUAUUUAAAAAAUGGGCCAACCCUGUUCAAAAAUAGAGGGGAAGGACCAAAAGGGCAAGGCUUUUCCAGAGGAAAGGACUCUGUCUGGCCCACAAACCUCAGCUUACAUCUCUGGGUCCUUGCUUCAGGACUGGUCAGGUUUGUCCCAUCACCUGGUCUCAGUUCACUACUUUAGAUUGGGUCCAAAACAUCCUGGCAACAGGGCUGCCAUUAGGGAAUUGAUAUUAUGUGCCCCGGCUGCCUAAUCCCCUGUGAGCCACUGGCCACAGAAGCUGGCCCAUUUGCCAGUGCUUGGUGUUUCCUCUUGGAAACACCCCAUUCCUUCUGGGGCCCUUGAGGCCAAGCUCUGUCUUUGGCGGGCCUCCAAGAGUUCCUCUGUCUGCCUUUCUGCCACAUUUGGCUGCUAGAGCAUCCGGACCAGCCUCCGGGCAGCCGCCUCCUCGUUCCACGACCCUUCAAUGUGAAUGUAGCCCCCGAGGGCCCCGUUGUGCGUGUUGUGCGUCCCUGGCUUGUGUCGGUGGGCUUCUCCAGAGCACUGAUCCUCCAUGUUCAGUCUGUUCUAAGGGGAGGGGGAGGGGGGGAGGGGACCUCAUUUGCAUUUGUUUUUAGCUAUUCUGUGAUAACUUGUUGAAUAUUAAAUAAAAACAGAGAUAUUUUGCUUCUAUGGGGACAUUUGUAUACUUGGCAACUAUAUUUCUGUACACAGCUGCAGUCGAGAAUAAAACUUUGAAAGUUUUCA
This is a messenger RNA of Anolis carolinensis (green anole), 16141 nucleotides long. It is a transcript of the gene nfat5, whose product is annotated as nuclear factor of activated T cells 5. The record is from RefSeq and is a predicted model, not a curated record. Lineage: Eukaryota; Metazoa; Chordata; Lepidosauria; Squamata; Anolidae. Gene Ontology annotation, molecular function: DNA-binding transcription factor activity, RNA polymerase II-specific; transcription factor binding; RNA polymerase II cis-regulatory region sequence-specific DNA binding. The coding region runs from base 7943 to 12259 and encodes 1438 amino acids. The transcript is spliced from 13 exons. Gene Ontology annotation, cellular component: transcription regulator complex. Gene Ontology annotation, biological process: regulation of transcription by RNA polymerase II; cytokine production; calcineurin-NFAT signaling cascade.